AUGGCUCUGUGGACAGGAUUUCCCGCCGGUGUAGGGCUACCACCGCAGUCAGACCUAGUACCAACUAUUCGAAAGCCUUUGAAAUGUCGCGCGAAGAGCGAAGACUUUGAGAGGAAGUUAUCCACUCGUUUCGCCGUGUCAGAUCAGAUUCUAUCCGACGCCGAUGAGGAAGCCGAUGGCGAUCCGCUGCUGCUGAAGAUGCCAUUCGAGAUCCUCCUGGCCAUUUACGACAGUCUAGAACACUCCCCGUCUCAGAUCGCACUGGCAUUGACUUGCAAACGGAUGGCUAUAGUUGCCAGGGACGUUCAUCUGCAUCUUUCACCCACUUCUCCAAAAUAUGCCGGGUUUCUUCCGAAAACCGUCUUCGACGUUCCUGAACUUAUGGCCCAACUUAAACCUUGGAUGCCUGCCGACUUGCGUCUGUGCAAUCACUGCUUGACCAACCGUCCGCGCGAUGAAAAGUACUGGAACGGAAUAGUUGGCUGCGAGAUUAGCAACUUUUGGAUCCAAAAGACUGGCUGGAAUUUCCACGACGCGAGCUGGCAUAAGCAGGUGCAUGAUAUCUGCCCUGCUUGCCACGUCAAUUGCACCUUGAGCGACUAUGUCGAUUGCGACGGUUGUCGAGCCCUGGGUAGACUGGGAGAUAUAGACUGGACCAGAGUCUCAGACUCCUGGCGACGGAGAACAGAGGCGGAACUGCAGGCAGGCCGUUUCGCGACAGGUCCUACCUGA
This is a messenger RNA of Exophiala spinifera, 732 nucleotides long. RefSeq lists its product as uncharacterized. NCBI's taxonomy places the organism in Eukaryota, Fungi, Ascomycota, Eurotiomycetes, Chaetothyriales, Herpotrichiellaceae. The transcript is spliced from 2 exons. The record is from RefSeq and is a predicted model, not a curated record. Bases 1 to 732 code for a protein of 243 amino acids.